CGUCUCCGCUCUGCAGUCCCGUCCCCUGCUCUCCUGGGUGGCGAGGGGACCUGCCUGGCUGCAGGCUCUGAGCGCGCAGUUGCGCCGAGGCGGAGCGUUGGAGGCACCGUCCGAGAGCUGGAGCUCAGGUUCUUCCUGCGCUUGGCAAAAUCCAGUUCCCUUCCUCUUACUGUAAAAAGGUGUGAGGCAUGAAGGGAGCCUCAUUUUGGUCCUGAGAAGAGUGCCUGUACAGCCAACUGUAUUGGGUCUGGAAAGCUUGCCACCGGCUCUGCCAUGAGCAGAUCACUAUUGCAAAGCAGGAUGCAGCAGGAGUACCGGAAUGUUUGCGUUCUUCUGCCCAACAGAGAGCAACUCAGUGUAACUAUUGGGGUAAAAGCCACUGGACAGGAGCUCUUCCAGCAAGUUUGUGACUUAGUGAAGAUUAAAGACCCUCACUUCUUUGGCCUCAGUAUUAUUAAAAACAAUGAGUAUGUAUUUAUGGACCUGGAACAGAAGCUUAGCAAAUACUUCUCAAAGGAAUGGAAGAAAGAGACAAACAAAGUGUGCUUGAUACGUUAUGCAUGUACGCAGAUGGAUCUGAGACACAGCACAUGCCUCAGCUUUGGUCAGGAAGGGCGGAACAUAUUGCAGAGGGGACGGAGAAGUUCACCCCUCCUUUUGUUGCCUUCUUCAGAGUGCAGUACUACGUAGAAAAUGGAAGGGUCAUAAGUGACAAGGCAGCACGGCACCUGUACUACUGCCAUCUCAAGGAACAGGUGUUGAGAUCUCGGUGCUCCCACAAAGAAGAAAUCUACUUCCUGCUGGCUGCUUACAGUUUACAGGCUGACUUGGGCAGUUAUGCCGAGAAUGUCCAUGUUGGGAAAUACUUUGAACCUCAGGCCUAUUUCCCACAGUGGAUAAUUGCCAAGAGAGGAAGUGACUAUAUCUUGAAGCAUGCUCCAGAGAUACACCAAGAACAGAAAGGUCUGAGCACGAAAGAUGCUAUCCUGCAGUUCAUCAAGGAGUCCUGUUUGCUGGAAGAUGUGCCUGUCCAUUAUUUCAGAUUGCAGAAGGAUAAGAAGGAAGAUCGCCCAACAGUUGUCCUGGGUCUCACCCUUAAAGGAAUUCACAUCUAUCAGGAGGUGAACCAUGUCCGCCAGCUGCUCUAUGACUUCCCCUGGUCACACAUUGGGAAACUUGCGUUCCUGGGGAAAAAGUUUGAAAUCCAACCAGAUGGUUUGCCCUCUGCCCGGAAGCUGGUGUACUAUACGGGUUGCCCAUUCCGGUCACGACACUUGCUGCAGCUCCUGAGCAACAGCCACCGACUCUUUCUCAACGUCCAGCCAGUGCUGAAGCAGAUCCAAAAGCUGGAGGAGGUAGAAGAGAAGAAGCGUUACCGGGAGUCCUACAUCAGUGACACUCUGGAGAUGGACCUUGACCCCUCGGAUAAGCACUCCCAUGGCAGUGGAAGCAGUGGGGGCAGCCAGAGAGUCAAUCGACUAUCUCGCCAGUCAACUGGGAGCCACGGUAGCUCUCACACAUCUGGCAUUGAAGCUGAUUCGAGGCACAGGAUGUCAGUGGAGAUGUCAGUGGAUGAGCCUUUCAGUAUCGAGCGAGUUCACCGGAAGGAGAAGUCUUGUAGCUCAACUGUUAGCUGUGGCAGCUCAGGCAUUGACAGUGGUGGUAAAGGGAGAGUUGAAGAGGACUCUCAGGAUGACGAAGUUGAGCUGGCUGUGGAUGACCCUGUAGAGAGAAACCAGUUGGAGGAGGCAGCUGAAGGAGAGUGUGCCAGUCCUCUUGCUUUAGAUGCACUUUGUUGUCAAGUUUCUUCCUCUGCAGCUCUUAAGAAAAAGCCUCUCCCUGUGGUACAAGUCACACUGAUACAAAUGAGAGGCCAAAGUGUGGAAUCGCUUCAUCAGGUGAGACAGCCUAAAGGCAGGAGCUGCGCAGACCAGCACAGCCAGAGUUUGGAUGACAUUCGCCUGUACAAGCAUCAGCAUCCACCGAUAAGCUCUACACUUUCUUCAGACACUUCCCAUAGCUACACGUUUGGUUGUGCCCUGGAUGAUAAGCUGGCCAGCUAUGGCUGUGUUUACUCAACAGCAGACUGCAAAACCAAGUCUGCGCUCUAUGGAAAGAGAUCCAUGAACUGCCUGUCUCUGGAUCUUUUGGGAGAGGACCAGCUGCCAGAGGAGUUUGUGGUGUAGCCAGGUUGGCAAGCAACUAAACCAAGAGACGACUACUAUAAAAGCUACUAUAUAUACCUCAUUAAUACAUAGCUUUUGUUUUUGCAGGUGAUUGAUAAAUGAUUUUUGUAUCCUACUAAGAUUCGUUAGUCGUGCCACAGCUCAGCAAACCUGACAAGUCUACUACAGGGCAGCACUUUAAAAAGAGAAAUACUGGCAUUGGAAUAUCUGUCCUCCACCCAGCGCAUGGUUAAAGUGAACUUCCCCAAUAGAAUAGACAAGCUUAUUUGUUUUAAAUGCCAGUGGAUGAUUGGAUCAAACACCUAAUAAGUUAAUAGUACAGAGAGCACAUCUGAAUUGAUUUACCUGAAAGGAAAGGCAGAUUCCACAUUGCUUUGGGGCCGGGGGGGGGGGGGGGCCCCCCUUUUUUUUUUUUUUUUUAAACUGCCUACUUCUUGACCUCUUUUGUCCAUAAUGUUAACACUAAUCUGGUAUGUGGGUCCCUUUAAACUCACUCUGAGGCACCACUGUUAACUGUCAGGUUUUUUUGUAGAACGUAUUUUAGCUGAUGAACAAUGGGGAUGGACUUUCUGCAGCUCUAGAACCCUGUCCUGCUCCCUUUGCAAUCAAUGGAUGCUUUGUUAUUGGCUUUGCUAGGAGCAGGAUCUACCUCAUUGUGAGUUUGUUUCUAGAUUUCCCCCUCCACCAUCACCUAAGUGUAUCACUAAAUUUUACUGCUAUUUUUAUAAACUGCAUUUUUAGAGCAACAAAGUGGGAGCUGCUGGCCACAAACCUCCCCUACUGAUAAUUUUUUCAUUAUUCAGAAAAUAACAGGAUGAAUCUGUUGCUUCCACCUGUUUGGCUUUUGAGGGAGUCAUUACGAAAGUGCCAAUUGAUUGGCUUUUCAGGAAAAGUGACACAAGUUGUGCAACCUACUUGAAUGAUAGCACUUUUUUUUUAAACUCAAUUCCAUAUGAAUUUACCCUCUUGAGUUUUGGAAGCUGAACAUGAGGAAGCAUAUUUAUGGGAUGGCUAGAGAAGUUGCCCAGGUUUGAUUUUGAUUGGAGCCUUCAAAUGGUGCAAGAUGAGACUGUAAAACAUCUGAUGUAUGUUGCAGUUCCUGUCCCAAAGACAGUCUGUGGAUUUGGGUUUUUUUGAGUGCUAUGGAGCUGUGCCAGUGUUCUGUUAGAUACAUGUGCUGGUGCUCUGAUUUUUAAAAAAAGGUUCAUAUUGCAUCUAGAGAUGGAUGUUUUCCUCCUUUAUUCACAAAAGUGAUGCUAAGUUGUUUCCUCAUCUGCAGUACAUAGGGGAGUGACACAAUUACCUAUAAUCUUAUUGCCCAGCUGCAUCCUGGCAGAUGGGGAGAGGUGAUUUGUUAUAACCCCUCAGCAAAGAAUAAUUCUUUUAGGAAAUAGAGCGCACUGAAUGUAAAAUGUCAUUUUGCUGACUUAAAGAACAGUAUCAAUCUUGCUGCACUAAAGUGUUGAAAAUAGUUGAAUCCAUACAAACUGCAGCCAGCCACAGUGAAAAUUGUCAUUGCCUUUUUGAAAGGCGGUUUGUUGGGCUAGGAUCAUGUGCAUCUUCCUCUUAAAAGGCCAGGUGGAAAACUGCAUUAUAUUUCCAUCUUAGGCAGCAGUCCAUUAUACAGUUGCAUUCCAAGUGAACUAUUAAAAUAACUAAGCUAGAAACCCCAUGAUCUUAGUUAUGGUACAAGGUUUCCAUGCAGAUUGGUACAUCUCAGAUAAGCAGAUACAUGAAGUGUUGCUUUGUUGAAAAUUCCAGUUCACAUUUCUUUAGAUGGCACUUAACUUGGUUUAGAUGAGGCAAGGGUUCUUGGUAUUGUCUUCAUUUUUCUGUCACUUAGAUUAUUUAAGAAACAAAUCACCAAAAAUUACUCUUGACUUAUUGGUAGUU
Molecule: messenger RNA, 4079 nt
Organism: Pelodiscus sinensis (Chinese soft-shelled turtle)
Lineage: Eukaryota; Metazoa; Chordata; Testudines; Trionychidae
Source: RefSeq, a predicted model, not a curated record